UCAUUGCACCUCUUUCUCUUCGUUGUAACGUUUUUCUCGCACACACCUUUUCUACUAGGGAUAUCUCCCACCAUGCACAAGCUCCAAUUUCCCCUCAUGGCCUUCAUCUUCUACUUCCUACUCUUACCAUUACUGGCAACAGCAGCUUGCGAAUGCGAAUCCGACACCGAAGAUCGUAACAAGACCGUCGCGCUGCGAUUGAAACUGGCUGCGAUCGCUUCUAUCCUUGUAGCAGGAGCGAUCGGCGUAUGUCUACCGAUCUUUGGGAAGUCGAUUGAAGCACUUCGGCCGGAGAAGGAUAUCUUCUUCAUCAUCAAAGCAUUUGCCGCCGGCGUGAUUCUGGCUACUGGGAUGAUACAUGUGUUACCGGACGCGUUUGAGAACCUAACGUCGCCGUGUCUGAAGGAGAAUCCAUGGGGGAAAUUCCCUUUUGCGGGGUUCGUCGCUAUGUUGUCGGCGAUCGGGACGUUGAUGGUGGAUGCGUUUGCGACGGGGUAUUAUAAGCGGUCGCAUUUCAAUAAGGCUCGGCCGGUGAGCGAUGGGAAUGCUGUAGAUGUGGAGAGGACGAGUGAGCAUUCAGGUCAUAUUCAUAUGCAUACACAUGCUACUCAUGGGCAUGCACAUGGAUCCGCGCCGACGUCUCAUGAAUUGAAUUCUUCUGCUGAUCUUAUUCGACAUCGUGUCGUAUCGCAGGUUUUGGAAUUGGGCAUAGUGGUUCAUUCUGUAAUUAUUGGAAUUUCCUUGGGUGCUUCCGAAAGCCCAUCGACAAUAAGGCCUCUUGUAGCUGCAUUGAGCUUUCAUCAGUUCUUUGAAGGCAUGGGUCUUGGUGGAUGCAUUGUUCAGGCAAGAUUCAAAGCCCAAGCGAUGGUUAUCAUGGCGCUUUUUUUCUCCCUGACCACCCCAGUCGGGAUCGCCUUGGGCAUUGCGAUAUCGUCGGUUUACGACGAGAAUAGCCCAACAGCUCUGAUCGUCGAAGGGGUUUUCAAUUCGGCCUCCGCGGGGAUCCUGGUCUACAUGGCACUGGUGGAUUUACUCGCCGCAGAUUUCAUGCACCCUAGGAUGCAGAGCAAUGGAAAACUACAGGUGUGGGCAAAUGCUUCCCUUCUUCUUGGGGCAGGUUGCAUGUCCCUCAUGGCCAAAUGGGCCUAAGCUUGUCAUCUUCCCUUUUGUUUUUCCUACUCUAAUACUGGGAAUGCAUACAUACAUUGUUGCUCUGAACCUGUUUUGGGUUUUAUUUUUUCUUUUCUUUUUGUUUUUGGUUUGGGGAUGGUGUAUACAAUAGAGUGGACCGUUGUAUUUAUUAGUAUCUCAUGCAAGGAGAUUAGGUCAGUUCUCAA
This is a messenger RNA of Magnolia sinica, 1337 nucleotides long. Its product is annotated as zinc transporter 4-like. The record is from RefSeq and is a predicted model, not a curated record. Gene Ontology annotation, cellular component: plasma membrane. The transcript has 3 exons. NCBI's taxonomy places the organism in Eukaryota, Viridiplantae, Streptophyta, Magnoliopsida, Magnoliales, Magnoliaceae. Bases 73 to 1149 code for a protein of 358 amino acids. Gene Ontology annotation, biological process: zinc ion transmembrane transport. Gene Ontology annotation, molecular function: zinc ion transmembrane transporter activity.